UCCAUUUACCUAAAAAUCACACACACACACACACUCUCUCUCUCUCUCUCUCUCACGGAAAAAUUAGUCUCUCUCCUACACCACCAUAACUGCCCGUACCGAUUCUCACUCAUCUUUCUCUCUCUAUAACUAUAUGUAUGCCAUAAGCUUACGCCCCAGGAAGAAUUCUCCUAUAUAAGAUUAUUCCGGCAACAUUCGAACUCGCUGGUGAGCAUCUGACGUGAAAAUGAUUGUCUUCUCCGGUAAGAACAAUUAAUAAAUGUUAGACCCUUUUAUUAAAAUUCACCUUCGAUCCAAAACAUGGUUCCACAAACGCAAAAAGACAUCCAUCGAUCCGUUUACCUAUGCGUGUAAAUUCCGAUUUCAAUUUUGUACUUAUAACUAUUGGAAGUAAAAUCGUACAGGAAAUCCAUUGUUAUUGUACAAGGUGUUGUCAAGUUAGGGUUUUACGUUUUGAUCCCAAUUUUACUGUACAGAUAGAUAGGAAACCUAUGUAUAUAUGUUUAGAUGAAGUAGAGUUUGCUGUAACCGGAAAUCGAAGGAUUUAAACCUGUUAAAAUUGUUGAAAGUGGCGAAGAUGAAUUUGGGUACAUCAGAGGAAGAAUCAACGGCUGAAGAAAUUGACGUUCCGGAGGAUAUAGACUGGCAAAUGCUUGAUAAAUCCAAGUUUUUCGUUCUCGGUGCCGCCUUAUUUUCAGGUGUAUCCGCCUCUUUAUACCCGGCGGUGGUGCUAAAAACCCGGCAACAGGUGGCACAGUCCCAAGUUUCUUGCAUUAAAACAGCAGUCUGGAUCUUGAAACAUGAAGGUUUUCGCGGAUUGUAUAGAGGAUUUGGGACUUCAUUGACAGGCACAAUCCCAGCCAGAGCAUUAUAUAUGGCUGCACUCGAGGUUACCAAGAGUAAUGUGGGGACGGCGGCCACUAGGUGCGGAAUUCCAGAGCCUUCUGCGGCUGCAAUUGCAAAUGCUGCCGCUGGUUUGAGCGCUGCAAUGGCAGCCCAAAUGGUUUGGACUCCGGUUGAUGUAAUUAGCCAGCGGCUUAUGGUACAAGGUGGUGAUAAUCAGAAGAUUUCGAAUGCAUUUUCAUCUAAAUAUUUAAACGGGAUUGAUGCAUUCAAGAAAAUUCUAAAUACAGAAGGGAUAAGAGGGCUAUAUAGAGGAUUUGGGGUAUCAAUUUUGACUUAUGCGCCAUCAAAUGCAGUGUGGUGGGCAUCCUAUUCUGUAACUCAGAGGCUUGUUUGGAGUGGUAUGGGGUGUUUUCUUUGCCAGAAAGAUGACGUAAGGGAAGAAAACGGGGUCAAUGUGGAGAAAAAUGCAUUGAGGCCUAAUGCAAAAACUGUGAUGGCAGUGCAGGGAGCAAGUGCAGCUAUGGCUGGUGGGGUUUCGGCUUUGAUAACAAUGCCUCUGGAUACUAUCAAGACAAGAUUACAGGUUUUGGAUGGGGAUGAGAAUGGGCGGAAGGGGGCGAGUUUUGGGCAAACUAUGAGGAAUUUGGUGAAGGAAGGUGGGUGGAUGGCUUGUUAUAGAGGUUUAGGACCAAGGUGGGCUUCAAUGUCCAUGUCUGCAACUACGAUGAUCACUACAUAUGAGUUCUUGAAAAGGCUUUCUGCGAAGAAUCGAGAGGUUUUGUCAUCUUGAAUCCUCUUGUAUGGCAUAUCUCGCAAGUAGAUUGGAUAGUACUCAACAAUAUUUAUAAAGAAAAAUAAGUGGAAAACAUGUCGAAUGUACUGUCCAAUUCUGUUCAUGCCAGAAUGCGCUGGUAAAAUCAUAGGCAGUGGAGGAAACAAGUUUUUAUUUCUUGUUUUUCCUUCAAUCUUGUUCAGAGUUGUAUGAAGUUUCUCUCUCAACAUGUAAUAAAUGCUUUUCUUGAUUGUCCAAGUUAGAUAGUUAUCUCAAGCGCGGUCGUUAAUGCAGAAGUGAUUUCAAAUUGUGUUC
This is a messenger RNA of Olea europaea var. sylvestris, 1933 nucleotides long. Its product is annotated as solute carrier family 25 member 44-like. The transcript has a single exon. NCBI's taxonomy places the organism in Eukaryota, Viridiplantae, Streptophyta, Magnoliopsida, Lamiales, Oleaceae. Gene Ontology annotation, biological process: transmembrane transport. The record is from RefSeq and is a predicted model, not a curated record. The coding region runs from base 578 to 1636 and encodes 352 amino acids.